AUGCCGCAUAAGGUCAAAAUUCAACAAAAGGCGGCAGGGAAGAAGCGCGGAUCGAAGAAGAAAAGUAGUAGUAGUGGAAGCAAAGGGAAGAAAACAAAGAAGUCUUCCAAAAGGAGCAGUUCUGGAAAAACCUCUGACGACGGGCCGACCUCGGCAUCUAAAAAAACUAGUGACGAGCUCGAAACCGCAGCACCCCUUAGAAGCGAUGGCGCUUCAACGGGGGUAUCAGCGACGACGGGUGGCACUUCUGGUGGGACUUCGACUAAUGAGACUACUGGAGGCAGUGGUGGAACGAGUGGAACAACUGGUGGAACAAGUGGUGGGUCAAGUAGAGGAACAAGUGGAGGAACAAGUGGAAGUACUGGUGGUGAGACGACCGGCGAAGGCACGGGGACGAGUGGAGGCGUUGCAGCGUCUGGCAGUACUGGAGAAAGUGGCGUAACGACGCACACUUCUGGAUCGGCAAAGACGAAAGGUGGUCAGACGGCAACGGUCACCACAUCAGUUUCAGCUCCGACUGAGGGGCCACGUAAGAAGCGCAGUCCCUUUGGGAGAUUGUUUUCAUGCAAACCGAAGAAGAAGAAAACCUCAUCGUCAAAGUCCAAAUCGAACAAAUCGGGCAAAAAAGGCAAGAAAAGGUCACCGCGUCAAGAAACCUUAUUCAAAAAGCACAGCUCUCCUCGAAACAAGAAGAAGUCCAAGAAGUCCAGCACUACGUCGAGUCCAACGAAUAAGGGAGGUGCAUUUGUAACGACAACAACGACAUCAUCGGGACCGGUAAACCUCGGCCAGGCGACAUCAGAUGAAACAGGAGGGCUGACGCCAACUUCGGGGACGAAAAAAGACAGCCUCAAGGGGACAUCCGAUGACACAGGAAGGAAGACCUCGAAUGACCAACUGCAACCAGGUGCUCAAGCUUCUCCUUUACCAGGCGAGCCGAAUGCUGUCGAACAGGCUGCACCGGAAGCUCAUAAUUCCGACCCUUGGAGUGCGCCUCAACAAGCAUCUGGUCAGCAACAAGCUGCUGAUAAGCCAGCACCGUCUGAUCGUCAACAAGCACCACCAGAGCCCAACUAUUAUGACAACGAUAGACCACCAUGGCCGGUGUUACCUGAGAGGAGGCACAGGCCGUCCACAGAUCAGUCAGAUCGCGCUGCUGCAGCUCCAGUUGAUCCGGGUUCAGGAAGAGAGCAGCGCUUGGCGGCCGCUGCCGAGCAAGACCACGGCCCGACCCAAGUCGCAGACCGUGGACAAUUUAUAGGACUGGGAUUGGAUGGCCAAGGAGGAGGUACCACAGGCGUAGCUGAUAUGGACACUGCUAUUUCACAUACACCGAGAAAAACGACCCCAGGACGAAGUCGCCGUCGUUCCACUUCCCGAUCCGGUACUCGAGUACAGAUUCCUCAAGGGCUUACUCUUGUCACACCGCUUUUUAUUCGUUCAUUCCAAACGGUCCGCAUCGAACCCGAAAGCGACGAGGUUGUCAUUACAACGAAUGUGGUACUUCACUCUAGUGGCAUGACAUUCGAAGAACGCAAAGCCGAACUGGAGAAUCUCAUUCAAAGAAGUGAACAAGAUUGCGGCCUGCGUACCAGUGAUGUACGCAAAUAUGACAAAGUCGCGGAAGCAGAAAUGGGACCUUCGGCAAAGGAUUUCCCAAAUGAGAAAAGCCUCACCAUUGACCGUGAUACGAUUAUUGACGCAAGCAAAGGCAACCUCUGGGAGCAGGGACGACAUUUCUAUAGUGCGGAGAGAAAAACGAAGUUUAAUGACUACCAGUGCAUAUUGACGAACGGCUCCCCUCCGUUUGCGAUGCGCUCAGUGAAUCGCGGAUCACAUGGAAAUUAUGCUGCACUAGUGCAUAGCCUUCAAUGUUACAGAGCUCCAUCAGAUCGGCAACAGUUACCUGAACAGCAAAGUGAAUCUCAGCAGCAGGUGCUGAUCGAAAAACAGCUGCGUUCGUCGCACAAGCUGAAGCAAGCAGAGGGUGGACUCCGCAUGAGAAAAGCGAACCGGAAAAGCCAGGCGGUCGAAGUCGCAAAAGAAAAGCCAGCCUGA
This is a messenger RNA of Cooperia oncophora, 2058 nucleotides long. Lineage: Eukaryota; Metazoa; Nematoda; Chromadorea; Rhabditida; Trichostrongylidae. The record is from the annotation of a GenBank genome assembly.